Messenger RNA from Enterobius vermicularis (human pinworm), 363 nucleotides. NCBI's taxonomy places the organism in Eukaryota, Metazoa, Nematoda, Chromadorea, Rhabditida, Oxyuridae. The record is from the annotation of a GenBank genome assembly.
AUGUCCGUACCCAAUGAUUCCCCAAACAUAUCAACCAACAAAACUGAAAGACAAGAUCAGCAGGUUUUGCUACUGUCUAUUGGUGAUGUUGGCGACGAUGAUGGUGGUGAUGAUGGUGUUAGUGAUGGUGAUGGUGAUGGUGAUGGUGAUGGUGGUGGUAGUGGUGGUGGUGGAUACGGUGAACUUUGGUUGUUUGAUGUGACAGGAAAACUAAGAUGUAUGAAUGGAAUGGCAGAAGAAGAAGAAGAAGAAGAAGAAGAGGUAGAAGAAGAAGAAGAAGAAAACGAAGAAGUAGAAGAAGCACUUGUUCUUAGAGCAUCAGAAUACUACUGGUCGGUAAUAAUCGGUAACGGAUGGCCAUAG